This is a messenger RNA of Corvus hawaiiensis (hawaiian crow), 1018 nucleotides long. It is a transcript of the gene SAP30L, whose product is annotated as SAP30 like. Gene Ontology annotation, cellular component: histone deacetylase complex. Gene Ontology annotation, molecular function: transcription coregulator activity; protein binding. Gene Ontology annotation, biological process: regulation of DNA-templated transcription. The coding region runs from base 214 to 750 and encodes 178 amino acids. Lineage: Eukaryota; Metazoa; Chordata; Aves; Passeriformes; Corvidae. The record is from RefSeq and is a predicted model, not a curated record. The transcript has 4 exons.
GGGCGGCGGCGCUUGGGGGGCCCGGCCCGGCCCGACCCCGCGGGCAGCGCUGAGCGGCGGCGGCGGAGGGGGGUCCCCUCUCCUGCCGUAGUGGGGGGCCCCCGCGGGGGCGGCGGGGUCCCCCCGAGGGCGCGGUAGUGACGGCGGCUCGUCCCCCGGUUGGUCCCCCGGUUGUCGGCUCCCCGCGCGGGGUGAGGGGCGGGCAGGUGGGCGAUGAAUGGGUUCAGCACCGAGGAGGACAGCCGGGAUGGGCCGCCCGCCGCCCCCUUUUACGGCCAGAGCUGCUGCCUCAUCGACGACGGGGACCGCUGCGUGCGCCCCGCCGGCAACGCGUCCUUCAGCAAGAGGAUCCAGAAGAGCAUCUCGCAGAAGAAGCUGAAGCUGGACAUCGACAAAAGUGUGAGACAUCUGUAUAUUUGUGAUUUUCACAAGAACUUCAUUCAAAGUGUUCGGAACAAAAGGAAGAGGAAGACGAGCGAUGAUGGAGGUGACUCUCCCGAGCACGACACAGAUGUUCCGGAGGUUGACUUGUUCCAGCUCCAGGUGAACACCCUGCGACGUUACAAGAGACAUUAUAAGUUGCAGACUAGGCCUGGACUCAACAAGGCUCAGCUUGCAGAAACUGUCAGUCGUCAUUUCAGGAAUAUUCCAGUGAAUGAGAAGGAGACACUUGCAUAUUUCAUCUACAUGGUGAAGAACAACAAGAGCAGGCUGGACCAGAAGUCAGAAGGCAGCAAGCAACUAGAUUGAAGAUUAACAAGGCUUGGAAUAAGAGGGAUCUUGAAAGAACAUGUGGUAUUGUGCAUUUUAGGUAUAUAAAAACUGUUAAAGUAUAUUGUAAAUUUUUUUUUUUAAAUGCAGUGUCUGGAUGACAUAAAAAAAUAUAGACAUUCUUAUGAGGAGUAUUUGAAAACAUGUGCCCAGCAUGUUUCCGAAGACUUCUUCCCCUCAUUUCAAAGUCAUAUUGGAAUAAAGAAAUGAGGAUAAUGGGGAAACCAAAUAAACCUGUAGAACUGUG